UGACAGCAGCGCCCGGGAAUGCAGCUGGGAGGGUCUCUCCGCCCCCCCCUCCGCCCGCCAGCCUGGGGCGCAGCCGCUCCCCACUGCUUGGGGGCCCUAGUUGGGGGUGGCGCGGGCGGGGGCGGAGAGUCCUGGAAUCGUGGGGAGCCCAGACGCGCCGGGGUGUCCUUACCGUCCAGGACGGCCCCACAGGCAGGGGGAGUGGGAGGAUCGGGGGCCAAGACCCCAGUAGGGGCACCAUCCCGACUUCGACUUCGGGGACGAGCCGACCCGGGGCGUGGCGACCUGGGUCGCGCACAUUCCCGGGCCCUGAGCGCCGCGCUCGGAAUAGCAGCGCGGGGUGGCGGGUGCCGGCGCCCGGUCCCAAGGUCGCCUGCACCCACAGGCCGGGACACCGCGCGGGGGCGCACGAAGUGCGCUACCCUCCCCAGCGCGCCCCGCGCCCCGCAGCUUCCGCUCGCCUGGGGUACCCGGAGCCGGCCCGCUGCGCAACCGACCCCCUGGCUAUGCGCCACACCCCUGUGGAUGAGGCCAGGAGGUGCCAGCUGGAUCCAAGCCAGGGUCUCGCAGAAUCACGGACUGACCCCAGCUGGUCCCAGCUGCACAGAUGGAAAGACUGAGGCCUGGGGAAGUGGAGUGGCUGGCCUGUGGCCACACAGGAAGGUAGAAGCAAUGAGGACCUGGAAAGUGAGACGAGAAGGGCUCAGAGAGGUUUGGUUAGUUACUUGCCAAGAUCGCACAGCCCUCUAGGGCAGAGAUGGGGUUCGGCCCCUGUCCCGCGGGGGCCAGCUGCAUGGGCCUCCUCUGCUCCCCCAGGCCCCGCCCCCUGCAGAAUCUCCUUCUCUUGCUAUGGACCCUUCUAAACUGCAGCUUGGGGGGCAGUGCUCAGGGUCCCGGAGAGUGGACGCCAUGGGGGUCUUGGACCCGCUGCUCCAGCUCGUGCGGGCGGGGCGUCUCAGUGCGCAGCCGCCGCUGCAUCCGGCUUCCAGGAGAAGAACCGUGCUCGGGGGACAGCCACGAGUACCGCCUCUGCCAGCUGCCAGACUGCUCACCAGGGGCUGUGCCUUUCCGAGACCUUCAGUGUGCCCUCUACAAUGGCCGCCCUGUUCUGGGCACCCAGGAAACCUACCAAUGGGUGCCCUUCCAUGGGGCGCCCAACCAGUGCGACCUCAACUGCCUGGCUGAGGGGCAAGCCUUCUACCACAGCUUCGGCCGCGUACUGGACGGCACGCCUUGCAGCCCGGGAGCCCAGGGACUCUGCGUGGCUGGCCGCUGCCUUAGCGCCGGCUGUGACGGGGUGCUGGGUUCCGGCGCCCUCGAGGACCGCUGUGGCCUCUGCGGCGGCGCCAACGACACAUGUCUCCUCGUGCAGCGCGUGUUCCGGGACGCUGGUGCCUUCGCCGGGUACUGGAACGUGACCCUGAUUCCCGCGGGCGCCAGACACAUUCGCGUGGUGCAGCGGAGCCGGAACCACCUGGCGCUGAUGGGCGGUGAUGGGCGCUACGUUCUCAACGGGGACUGGGCAGUGAGCCCUCCGGGCACCUACGAGGCUGCGGGCACCCACGUGGUUUACACCCGCGCCGCGGGGCCCGAGGAGACGCUGCACGCGGCCGGGCCCACCACACAAGACCUACUCCUGCAGGCGCAGGCGCAGGUGCUGGGCUGGGCGCCACGGCAGCCGCAGCCCCGUGAGGUGGAUCCUCAGCCGCCUCAGCUCCUUGAACCCCCCGCGGCCCGCGCCCCAACCCGGGCCCCAGGUCCCUGCCCACCCUGCCCUGACACCCGUGGUCGCGCCCACCGGCUGCUACAUUACUGCGGAAGCGACUUUGUGUUCCAGGCCCGCGUGCUGGGCACCCACCGCCAGGCCCAGGAGACCCGCUACGAGGUGCGAAUUCUGCUCAUCUAUAAGAACCGCUCGCCACUGCGGAUGCGCGAGUACGUGUGGGCGCCCGGCCCCUGCCCCUGCCCACCGCUGGCUCCACAUCGGGAGUACCUGCUGGCUGUCCGACGCCUCAUCAGCCCCGAUGGUACCCAGGACCGGCUGCUGCUGCCACACGCUGGCUAUGCCCGGCCUUGGAGCCCUGCAGAAGACAGCCGGGCACGUCUGGCGGCCAGGCGCUGCCCUGUCUGAGUUCCUAGAGGGGGCCUUCAACACAUUUGGCCCCAAAUGGCCCAAACUGCAAGAAACACCUGACCAGGCUCAAAUCCAGCAUAUUUCUCCUCUUACCCUGGUGUCCAGGGAGCUCAGAAGUAUCUCCCACUUGCAACUAUGUGAUUCUCUGUCAUACACGGACACCUUUGCAUACAGCUGGAUCCACUGCCAGGAGCAGGCAGCACUGCAGAGGACACUCUGAGACUGAGCAGACCCUGACUCUUAUUUCCCCUCUCACCUUGGCUGUCAGGAGGCUCGUAGUAGUUUUACACUCAGAAA
Messenger RNA from Chinchilla lanigera (long-tailed chinchilla), 2431 nucleotides. It is a transcript of the gene Adamtsl5, whose product is annotated as ADAMTS-like 5. Bases 758 to 2131 code for a protein of 457 amino acids. The transcript has 14 exons. Gene Ontology annotation, biological process: extracellular matrix organization. Gene Ontology annotation, molecular function: metalloendopeptidase activity; protein binding. NCBI's taxonomy places the organism in Eukaryota, Metazoa, Chordata, Mammalia, Rodentia, Chinchillidae. The record is from RefSeq and is a predicted model, not a curated record. Gene Ontology annotation, cellular component: extracellular matrix.